This is a messenger RNA of Chironomus riparius, 1139 nucleotides long. Lineage: Eukaryota; Metazoa; Arthropoda; Insecta; Diptera; Chironomidae. The record is from the annotation of a GenBank genome assembly.
GCAGGACAGUGAAGAUCAAAUUAGACAAAAUAAUAAUAUAAAGUUAAUAAACCAGAAAUAAAACAUUUAAAAUGGCUGAAGAACAAGUUGAGACAGCAGUUGCUGCACCAAAAUCUUUAAAAAGGAGUCCACAAUACUCUAAAACUGGAAAAUUGGUUAUGGAUGCUAUACUUAAUCUGAACGAAAGGAAAGGAUCGUCAAUAAUGAAGAUUCGAAAUUACAUUGCUUCUAAAAAUCCAGAAAUUGAUAUGACACGUUAUGGACGAUUGAUUAAGAAAUUUAUCGUUUCUGCUGCAGAAAAUGGCGAAUUAAAAAAUAGUGAAGAUUCAAAAGGAAGUCGAGGAUUCUUCAAAAUUGUUGCAGAAAACAAGAAAAAGGUCAAGAAACUUGUAGAAAAGUCAUCAGCUGAUGAAAAGGUUCCUACUCAAAAGAAAAAGGGAUCCAAAAAUGCACCAAGUCCAAAAGUAAAAAAACCAGUUUCAAAGACUGUCAAAUUACCAUCUGUUGUAGCUACAAUUAAAAAGAAGAAGACGGCAAAAGCAAAUCCAGUUGAAGCUGAAAAGGAAUCUGCCACUAAAACCAAGAAAAAGGCAACUGCUUCAAAGCGUACAAAGAAAUCUGAAGACGAAGUACCUGCUGUACCAAAGAAAACUGCCAAAAAGGAUAGUAAGGAAGUCGAAAAGCCUAAAGUUAAACCAAAAAAAGCUAAAGCUGCUAAAACAAAGGAAGUUGAAACUGAUGAAAAGGUCCCUAAAGGAAAAAAGAAGAAGGCUGAAGCUGAAAAGUCUGAAAAAGUUGCUGCCAAGAAGAAGAAAAAGGAGGUAAAGGUUGACGACGAAAACAAGGAAGAGUAAAUAGCAAAGACUAUCGAAUGUACCCUUUUAUGUUUUCUUAGUAUUCAUUAACUCUAUAUAAUUAAGAAUAUAUAUUUAGCGACAAGCUUAAUUUUUGUGAUAUGACGGUGAGGGAAAAUUUAUAUAAACUUGCUUUAACUUGUUCCUUUCUCAUACCAAAUACUUACAUUUUUAUAUAUAUAUUUUUUAUACGCAUAUGUAUUUUAUUAUCGGCCUUUUAAAAUUAUCAUACUUAAACCUAGUGUUCAUCAAAUGUAACUAUCGGAGUAAUAAUAAAACUUAUAA